Messenger RNA from Cotesia glomerata, 1103 nucleotides. Its product is annotated as frequenin-1-like. The record is from RefSeq and is a predicted model, not a curated record. NCBI's taxonomy places the organism in Eukaryota, Metazoa, Arthropoda, Insecta, Hymenoptera, Braconidae. Bases 1 to 450 code for a protein of 149 amino acids. Gene Ontology annotation, molecular function: calcium ion binding; calcium sensitive guanylate cyclase activator activity. The transcript has 4 exons.
AUGCCCCGGUGCUCCGCGACUCCGGUUUAUAUAGCGCUUUCGGCUGGCGGUGGGGACAGAAUGGGCUUUGUUAUUGGUCCGGGAGCUCCUACUCCCCCUUCCAUUGAUGGAACAAUAGAGUUUGAAGAAUUCAUAAGAGCACUGUCUGUAACAUCUCGAGGCAAUUUGGAUGAAAAACUACAUUGGGCUUUUCGAUUAUAUGAUGUAGACAAUGAUGGAUACAUUACACGCGACGAAAUGUACAACAUCGUAGAUGCAAUAUAUCAAAUGGUGGGUCAACAACUGCAUGCAGAAGAUGAAAAUACACCUCAGAAAAGGGUCGAUAAAAUAUUCGAUCAAAUGGACAAAAAUCACGAUGAUAAACUUACUCUUGACGAGUUUCGAGAAGGUAGCAAAGCAGACCCGAGAAUCGUUCAAGCUCUUUCUCUUGGUGGCGGAGAUCCAGCAUAAAAAUAAUUUCUAACUUGUAAAGUUAAAUAAUGAUAAUCAUUUUUAAUAACAUUUUAACUUAUACUGAUUUUGCAAGCAAAUUUAAAUGUUAUAAGAUUCUUUUAAAUUUAUCAUUAACAUUAUUAUUUUUUUAUCGCUACUAUUAUGACUAUUUUUGAAAAAUAUUUCAACUCUAAAUCUCUAUUUAUAUGAGAUUCAAUUAAAUAAUAUUUUUUAUUUUGCUUAAUUCUACCAGUUAUGAUAUGAAUCGUUUAAAUUGAGAUUUUUUUAACUAACUCUUGUAUAAUUGACAAAGCUCAAUAAUGUUAAUCAGAAAAAUAAGAAUGCCAGUUAAAAUAAUUAAAACUAACAAUCUUAAAAAAGAUUAUUCACUGGCAACUCAAUAAUAAAAUAUAAAUUGUUGCUAACUUAAGAAUUUAUACUAUACACAGAGAUGUUAUAUUUUGAAUAACCAAAAUGUUUUUUUUUGUUUUUUUUUUUUCUGGAAACUUUGAAUAGUCUAUGAAAUUGAUAAGAAUAAAUGAAAAUUAUUAACUAUGCAAUAAGAUUUGAAAAAAACAAUAUGAGAUGAAUAAAAAGCGAUAAAUAUCAUUACCAUUAGAAACAGUUAUCUGCAAAUGGUCGGCCUACCAAUAAAAUAUAUCUAAAGCGUU